GGCUACAGUAGGUGGUGAGGCGGCCAUGUUACCAGUGUUUGUUAUGAUGCAGCAGCAGCAGCAGCAGCAGCAGCAGCAGCCACCCACUACACUGCUGCACUAGACUGCUGCUUCACACACCAUGGCAGUCGAUUUUUGUGACUACUUCUGGGGGGAGGAGCACAAUGGGUGGAAUGUGUUGUACCAAAAUAUGAAGCAAGGACAGACUGCUAGCAAAGAACUGGCUGAAUUCUUCAAGGAAAGAUGGUCAAUUGAUGAGACUUAUUCCAAGUCCUUAGUGAAGCUUGCAAACAAAGCCAGUACUAACACUGAAAAAGGGACGUGUGCCCCAAUUUUUGUGGUGUUGAGGCAGUCGUCAGAAAAAUUGUCCAGUAUACACUCCCACACCGUCCAACGUGUACAGGACUUAGUUAAGGAAGUAGUCAAGUAUAAUGAUGAGCUGCACAAGAAGCAUAAAGGGGUAAGUGAUUUGUUCUUCAUUUGGGUAAUUAUGUAUGAGUUGUACAGGAAUCUUGAGAAUAUUGAAGAAUUAAUCACAUGUGACCUAGAAAAGGUGCGGAGAGAUGGUGCAUCCCCAAAGGAAUUGGAAAAAGCUGAAGCCAAGUUACGGAAAGCUCAUGAUGAGUAUCGUUCUCUUGUGGAAAAGUACAACAAUAUCCGUGAAGAGUUUGAAAAAAGAAUGACCACUUCUUGCGUGAAAUUUCAAACUGUAGAGGAGACACACUUGGCACAGAUGCUGCAGUUUGUACAAACCUACAUAAGUGUGCUGCAGAGUAAUCAUGAAGCCAUGGGACAAAUUCAUCGUGAUCUUCUUAACCAGUAUUCUCAGUUCUCUGUCGAGAAACUCCUUGACCAGUUUGCACUCUCCAAGCACACCGGCCUUGAGAAGCCUAAUGCAAUGGUGUUUGAGGAUGCAGGCUCAUUAGGCUCAGCAGUAUCAGGGCAACAGUCUCCUGAACCAGCUGAUCAGUCCAAAUCGUCUGCGGAAGAUGGUGGAGGUGGCGGGGGUAGCUCCACCGGUAGCGUCUUAGCUGGAGGUACUGUGGGUGUGACAAAGCCUAGUAGGAAGGAAGGUGGUAAAAAGUUAUUACGUGAACGUGCUUCAGUGUUUUCUAUGUCCAGGGUUACUUUACGAUCUCCUUCAACUACCACAGCAGGUUCUGGUAGUCGAAUAGGGAGUGGGAUUAACAGCAGUGGGGUCAGUGUCACUUCUUCCUCCUCCAUCACUAGCACCAAAACCACUCCCACUUUUACUCAGGAUUCCAUCUGUUCUGAAAUCCAAACUGCUGCUGCUACAGUGAACACUAGCACCACUAAAGGCAGCAACAUGUGUGGCACGAGCAACAACAAACCAUCCCGUCGCACCACCUCUCUGCUCAACCUGUUUGUGGCAUCCACUUCCUAUGCUGGUCGCAGCGAGCGCGAGUGGUCUGCUCCCCCCAGCUGCGACGCAGGUGGGGGGGAAGAUAGCCAGGAUGGGGAUAGGGGUGAGCGGGGCACGGAGAGCCUUCCGCACUCCCCGGCUAAGGCCACUCCAGGCCGUGUGACUAGUGCCCCCACCAGCCCCACAGCAGCAGAUGAUCCAAGCCUGGCACGCACUGUAUUCCGCUCGUCAAAGUGGUUUCUCAGAAGCAGAAGAGACAGAAAAAACAAAGAGAAGAAAGUUAAGAAAAAGAAAGAUGCAGAUUCUUCUAGUAAUAAAGAGGAGAAAUCAGACAAUGAAACCAACGAUGACUCGGCACCAAAGACAGGUGAACUAAUAACUACUUCAGUAACGUCAACAUCUUCAGACAAGGCAAAUGCGAGUGGUCAGAUUCCAAACGUUGACGAUGAAGGAUUUUCAGUACGACCUCAAGAGAUUAAACCUUCAGGAGAAGAGAACAGUUUUGAUUCUUCUUCAGAUUCUGAAUCAGAUGGAGAAGCAGACAAAAAGAUUCAUGUCGAGAUCAAGCCAAUAAGUAAUGGCAGUGCACCUAUGUCGGCUAGUGUUGAUGAAUUACGUGCCACCAUUGAGGGAAUGUCCCUCUCCCCAGUAUCAUUUGCCUCGCCUCGUGUGCCUCCACGCCAGAUAAACUCGGAUGGAAAGAUCAAGAUCAGAUACCUAACAUUGCAGAAGACUAGACGAACUUCAACAGACACACAGGAGUCCUUUAACUCCAUGAAACGUUCCAAUAGUAUCACACAGCAUCUAAGCAGCAAAACAAGUUCAGCUGACUUGUUGGGACUAAACCUUAACUUUGGGAACAGUGAGAACAGCUCAAAAGCUGCAUUAGGGAAUGCUGUGGGAGCUGACUCUGCAAAUAAUCGACCGAUGUCUCCUGUAUCUAAAGGUGUAUCAUCCCCUGUAUCAUCUAUUACAUCAGUCACUUCACCCGUGCUGGCUCCUCCCCCUCGAGCAGAUAGAUAUGCUGAAUUAAGUGAUAUAUUGAAUGAGGCGGAAAGUGAAGCUCCUCCUGCACUGCCACCCAGAGCAGCGGGUGGUGGAGGGUCCUCCAGCCGGGGAUCAACACCCACUCCAACAAUGGCCAUUCCUAGACCUCCCUCGCGCAAAGCCCUUGAGGGACCAUCUUCAAGAGGACGUCAGAGCCCUUCCACAGUGUCUGGAUUGUCACGUGCAGAAUCAGUGUCAAGUUUAGAAUUUAGGACAUCUAGCAUGGUGGGCACCUCACGUGGUCCAUCCCCUCUCACCAUAGGAUUGUCUGAUACUAUACCUCUUGCUGUAGCAUUUCAAGAACUGUGUCAUGCCUACUUUAGAGGAACAGAUGAAUCUAAGGAUAAUGAACAGUCAACACCAGAAUGUGGAGUGUUCAACUUUAACAUGAAUGCAUUAACUACUCUCUUGAGAAAGCAAGCUGAAAGUAAUCCUUCUGCAUCAUACUUCAAUGUUGACAUGAUCAAAUAUCAGGUGAGCAGCAUGAAUGGUGCUAAUUCAUCGCCACUACAGUUAGUUUCAUACUGGAAGUGUGAGGACAGCCAUACUGACUUGCGGAUAGACUACAAGUACAACCCUCAUGCCAUUGCUUCCCCAUCUCCGUUAUUGAACGUCAAUGUUUCAGUACCCAUGGAUGGCAUUGUUAAAAACAUGCAGUCUAAACCUCUAGGCCAGUGGUUAAAAGAUCAGCAACGAGCAGUAUGGAAACUAACUGAGCUUUCACAGCACUCCUCUGAUGCUGGUAUAGGAUCAUUACGGGCCAAAUUUGAAGUAGCAGCAGGUCCAUCUACUCCAGCCACUGUUUCAGCUCAGUUCAACUGUGAAGGGACAACAAUCUCAGGCUUGGAGUUUUGUCUUGUUGGCUCAGGGUACAGAGUUUCACUCAUUAAGAAGAGAUUUGUUUCAGGCAAAUACAUUUGCGAUGGCGAUGCUGUGUUAAGAUUACGUUAUGGGUCAUUUCCAAGUUAGUACCAGCUGGAAACGCUGAUCUGAGAGCAUGCAGUCUGAAUGCUUUCCUUCAGCGUCACAGUGCAUCUGAACUACUGGGAAUGCAUCAAAGAACUUGGAAUGUACUCUCAGGAGCAAAGAAGAGAGAGGCCUGAUAAUAUAUACAUGGAAAAUACUUGAGAGACGGGUUUUCAUUCUGCACACUACCAUAACAACUUAGUGAAGUAAGAGACAUAGGUGGAAGCAUUGAAUAAACCCAUCGAAAUGCAGGGACACAUUGAGCACAGUUAGAGAACUCUGUGCCAGCACCCAUGGUCUACAACUCUUCAACCUUCUUCCAGCAGAUAUUAGAAUAUUUUUGGAAAAAGGACAGUUUCUCAAGAGAAUCCUGCAAGCUACCUGCAAAAAAGUGCCUGAGAACUGUUAGCAGCAGUAGCAGCCUGGUUGACCAAGCAAACCAACAAGGAUGUCUGGCCCCAGACUAGGCUGCAGGAGAGUAGAAGUCUAGAAGAAUCUUCAAAAAUGGACACAGACACAUUACAGGUAACCACAGAUUUUGGGUAUCCCUUUUGGAAUAAGUUUAGUGGUGAUAGAUCUGGACAACAUGGAGGCCAUCAGGGUGUUUCAAGUUGUGAAAACUAUAAAACCAAGAAUAUUAAUGUGUUUGAUUAACUUUAAGAGUAUGUUGUCUAUGUUUACUAUGGGUCCAGACUUUUAGUGCACCCUGUUCCACAAUCUAUCACUCACGCCAUAUCAUCAGUAUAUCAAAGUCUACAUGUAUGUAUGUAUGUGAUAGGUAUAUCACAGGUAACCACAGAUUUUGAGUAUCCCUAUGGAAAAAGUUUAGUGGUGAUAGAUCUAGACUACAUAGGGAUCAUCAGGGUAUUUUAAAUUCUGAAAUAUGUAAAAACACAUUUUAAAUGUGUUUAGUUUACGUUGAGUAAAAAUGCCUAUGUUGACUAUGAUAAAAAUGCCUAUAUUGACUAUGAGUCCAGACUUUAAGGACACCCUGUGCCUUAAAAUCUACAGUCCAUCAGUCACUGUUUCAUCAAUUUAUCCAAGUCUACAUGUAGUACAGGAACAUUAAAUGUCAGCAUAUAAAUUUCUAUAUGGUCACCUUCCACUUACUCUACCAAAUAUUUAUCGUAUCUCCAUCAUGGCACAAAGUAUAAAGGUGUUCUUCAGCAUGAGAAGGUCGGUGAAACUUUUAGAAAUACAGUCCAAUAUGUCAGUAUAGAUAAAAUAUGGUUGUAAUUCUAUUUACCAAGCAAGCUGAACUCUCCUUCUUUUGCUGUAUUAAAGUUCAGAUGUUGAAUUUUGAGAUUUUUUGCCCAUAUUUUUGAAACAUAGGGAGUUCAGUUAAACCAUCACAGAAACAAAAAUAUGUGACUUUGUUAACAUAAAUGCAAAGCAUUCUAAUUUUCAUGGAGGUGUGAAGUACAGUGCCUGCACUCAGGAGGAGGAGGAGAUAUGUUGCAGUUUUUGAACUGUAGUGUCAACAUACCUCUGACAAGACAGUGAUGGAGUGAGUGAUGAUGAAAGUGUUUCUUCUUUUCUGGGUCACCCUGCCUCGGUGAG
Cherax quadricarinatus is the source of this 4957-nucleotide messenger RNA. The record is from RefSeq and is a predicted model, not a curated record. Lineage: Eukaryota; Metazoa; Arthropoda; Malacostraca; Decapoda; Parastacidae.